AUGAAGCCAACUACCUACCUUGCUGCCAUCCUUGGACUUGCCACGACUACUAUUGCUAGUCCUAUUGAGGGCUCUUCUGCCAUUCAAGCAAGAGAUCUUAUCAGUGCAACUGUCACUUGCACCUCCGGUAUUACAUCCGCAGGCAAUGGACCAGCACUUUAUAACUUGAUUUGUACCAAAAUAUAUGGUUGCCAGGACUCGUUGGCUCCUCAGGAGCUCGGUGGCGAGUAUGUUGGAGCCUGCUUCGACUGCCCUGCGGGAGUCAAUCGAAACAAGGUUGGCGACUGCGUUUACGCAGAGAAUGCCUAG
Messenger RNA from Bipolaris maydis ATCC 48331, 309 nucleotides. RefSeq lists its product as uncharacterized. The record is from RefSeq and is a predicted model, not a curated record. NCBI's taxonomy places the organism in Eukaryota, Fungi, Ascomycota, Dothideomycetes, Pleosporales, Pleosporaceae.